CCGCUCGAGAGGCACACGUGUUACACGCUCUCACGGUCGAACCAUCGCAUCGUCGGCUUUCGCGUCCUUCCAUCAGUCGAGGGAAAACUCGUGGAAAAGCGUAGAGACGCGAACCGAUCGAACCGACUCUUUCGAAACAGUGUCGCAAACGAAAUCGUCACGGGUUUGUUGGUACGCGAAUUUUUUUCUCCCAUCUUCGAGCUGACACGUAGUUCAAAACGACGACAUCGUGCCAAUUCGGCAAUUUGUUUAUUCUUCACUCUCGCCUUGACAGCGGUUCGCGGCGUGUGCACGCCUUGUGAAAUCGGAGUGAAUAUUUUUUUUAAAGAAGAUACAGUGAACGUGGGUGGAUCGGUGAAAUUUCAAACAGUUUAAAUUGUGUUUUCGUUAUUUUUUAUUUUUUUUCCUCUUCUAAAUGAACAAGCGGUGUUAAGUUUGGACGCGAUGUUUGAACGGCGAUUUGUAGGUGACGAAAAUUGCUUUACAUUGUGGUUUUAGGGAACAAAGCAAACAAUGCAUCAGAAAAUAUCAAUAAGAUUUCGGCCGAGCCAAAAAAACAUCCUGAGAAAAUUAACACUUUCGAUGAGGAAGUGAAGAAAAUUUAUUGAAGGAUCGUCAGAGAAGAUUAUCGAGAGGAGAAAUUAAUUUCAAGACAAAAGAAUUGAGUGUGCUAAUUAGUGAUCUGUCCAACGGAGCAUUCACGAGCUCCAGUCGUGUUUUGAAGGAAAAGCUAGUUGGUCGAGGAGACAUGAUUCGAGACGGUACAUUGGCUCUGUUUGUGCUCGUUAAUCAGUUCAAUUGAAUAACGUAUUAAUACGUCGGGUUCAUCGCAACGGGUUAAUCACAAUGUCCACGCCGGACACGAUGGACACCAUCGAUGAAGCGGAGCAGGCAUGGCACGAGAUGCUGGAGUGCGAGACCGGAUCCUUAUUGGGUCGAGUGGCCGAUCUCGAGAGGCAAUCCUUGGCGCAGAGGGACGAGAUAGUUUGUCUUCGCGCUACUCUCGCGGAUGCGCUUAGGCGAAUUGCACAGUUGGAAGGACGCGAGAAAAGGGAGGACGAGAGGAACGAGAGGAGAAAUGAAAGGAUGGUGUCCUCGCCCCUAAGAAAUGGACAUGCACCGCUUAGAACAGGUAAUCAAAAUUCGGUGCCCCAAAAAGACAUACGUUUACGUCAAACCAGUACUUCGUGCCUGAGGAAUUCUUCUUCCUCAGGAUCUUCUCAGGAUGUACGAGAUUCUCUCUCCAGUCCACGUAGACCAGUCAGUUAUACACAUUCAUCACAACUUCCUCAGAGAAGGUCAGUUCAUUACCAAUCAACGGGUUCGUUACACUCGGACAGUCCCAGUAGUAGUAGUGUUUCCCCGGUGCCAUCGCCAAGUCCUAGAGCCACACCACUGCCAGUAGCCAGAUCACCAACAGCAAGAUCAAACGGACCCCCGAAAAGCAGUUUAAGAAGGGCGAAGCGGUGGUCGUCGACGGGGGAUUUUACUCAUUCCCCUCAAAAUCAAGGAAGCAAUUCACAACUUGUCAGCAGUAGAUUAUCAGCCUCCACCAAGUCUCUGUUCAACCUCUUCAAGCCCCCUGCGACGAACAACGUGAAACAUGGUACCAGAGACAUGCAGCACAACGAGGAGGAAAGCACCGUCCGUAUGUACCUGCGGGGACGACCCGUCGUCCUCUACGUUCCGACACCUUUAAUGGAGUCCUACGACCUUCACAAAGUCAGCACACCGCCCCAAAGCAAACUGAAACUCGACUGGGUAUACGGUUACCGAGGCAGGGAUUGUCGAAGUAAUUUACAUCUUCUACCAACUGGAGAAAUUGUAUAUUUCGUCGCAGCAGUGGUGGUCUUGUACAAUAUGGAAGAACACAGCCAAAGACAUUACCUGGGUCAUACCGACGAUAUCAAAUGCAUAGCAAUUCAUCCCAAUAAAUUAGUGGUAGCCACUGGACAAGUAUGCGGAACUGAUAGACGAGAUGCGAUGCCACACAUAAGAAUAUGGCAUACGGUCAGCUUGACUACUCUUUCUGUAAUUGGUAACGGGGAAUUCGAUGGAUCGAUUUGCUGUCUCUCGUUUUCGAAAGCAGACGGUGGGAAUUACUUGUGUGCAAUUGAUGAAACGCCAGAUCACAACAUUUCUAUUUGGGACUGGCAAAAGGGAGAGCGAGGUACCAAGGUGAUCGAAACGAAGUGCUCCGUCGAUACGGUGGUAUGCGCUGAGUGGCAUCCUCUGGAACGGAACCACAUUGUAUCCUGUGGAAAGGGACACGUGUCCUUCUGGACUCUCGAUAACGGAGACGUUUUAUACAAACGAAUGGGCAUUUUGGAAAGCAGGGAAAAACCGAGAUACUUCACUUGCGUGGCUUUCAGUCAAAAUGGCGAUAUCCUUACUGGUGAUAGUAAUGGUAACAUCAUCGUUUGGGGCAGAGGUACAAGUACUGUGUCUAAGAUAGUAAGGAAUAUCCAUGAAGGCCCUAUAUUUUCAAUUUGCGUGCUGAAAGAUGGUUUUAUCGUUACCGGCGGCGGCAAAGAUGGUAAAAUACUGUACUUCGACGAUUCUUUAAAUUCGACGGGAGAAGAAGCACAGAUUGAAGAUCAUUUUGGAGGAAUCCGAACACUAGCAGAAGGCAGAGGCUCACAAUUGUUGAUCGGUACAACAAGAAAUUGCAUUUUGCUCGGUGAUGUAGGAAUCGGUUUCAAUCCAGCCAUGUUGGGACAUGCCGAGGAAGUUUGGGGCCUCGCUGCUCAUCCAACUUUACCACAAUUUGCAACAGCUGGCCAUGAUAGGCUAUUGCAAAUGUGGGAUAGUCUCAGUCACACUGUUGUCUGGAGCAAAGAUAUUGGGGAACAGGCACAGAGUAUUGGAUUUUCACCAGAUGGUAGUGUGAUGGUAGUUGGAUGUACCUCCGGAAAGUGGUUAGCAAUCGACAGUGAAACUCGAGAACUAUAUACUCACCACAGCGAUGGAACAGAAUCCAUUCAGGUCGUUCAGUUUUCACCAGAUGGUACACUAUUAGCACUUGGCUCCAGAGAUAAUUACAUUUAUAUCUACCAAGGAAAUGAAGAUGCAACCAAGUACAGUCGAGUUGGGCGAUGUAUGGGACAUUCCAGUUUUAUAACUCAUCUGGACUGGUCAGUGGAUGGACAAUAUUUACGUAGCAAUAGCGGAGACUACGAGCUACUGUAUUGGAAUCCUGGAGUUUGUCGUCAAAUACCUCAAUCAUCUAUCAUGAGGGACGUAGACUGGGCAACUCAUACUUGUGUUAUAUCCUUCGAAACUAUUGGAAUAUGGCCCGAAGGUGCAGAUGGCACAGACGUGAACAAUUGCACUCGUAGCAACGAUUCAAAAUUGCUGGCAACUGGAGAUGAUUUCGGAAAGGUCAAGCUGUUCUCUUAUCCUGCUUGUCAACCGAAGUCGUUGUGUCAUACGUACGGUGGCCACUCCAGUCACGUUACAAAUGUAUCGUUCCUCCAAGACGACACACGAUUGAUUUCCACCGGUGGAAGCGACACCAGCGUUCUUCAGUGGAUUGUAAAUUACUAACUUUACCUAACCGAGGAUGUGCACAUCAAAUCUUUAAAACUUUUUUCAAUAAAAGUACAAAUUUCAAGAAAA
Molecule: messenger RNA, 3618 nt
Organism: Osmia lignaria (orchard mason bee)
Lineage: Eukaryota; Metazoa; Arthropoda; Insecta; Hymenoptera; Megachilidae
Product: echinoderm microtubule-associated protein-like 2
Biological process (GO): microtubule cytoskeleton organization
Cellular component (GO): mitotic spindle
Molecular function (GO): microtubule binding
Source: RefSeq, a predicted model, not a curated record